This is a messenger RNA of Heteronotia binoei (common prickly gecko), 546 nucleotides long. It is a transcript of the gene ETFRF1, whose product is annotated as electron transfer flavoprotein regulatory factor 1. Gene Ontology annotation, cellular component: mitochondrion. The record is from RefSeq and is a predicted model, not a curated record. Bases 178 to 438 code for a protein of 86 amino acids. Lineage: Eukaryota; Metazoa; Chordata; Lepidosauria; Squamata; Gekkonidae. Gene Ontology annotation, biological process: respiratory electron transport chain. The transcript is spliced from 3 exons.
CUUUCUGCGCAGGCGCAGUAGCUGUCCCACUGGGCUACAGUACCGCGGUGUCUCUCGCUUCCCCCUCUACAUCUUGCGCAGGCGCACCAGCUACUCGUUCGCCCUGCCUGUCACAAACAUCUGGGUGGGCGCGGAAGCUGCAGGUAAAUGCCAGCGCAGAGGAGAUGCUGGUGAAUUAUGGCUAAUCCCUUAAGAUACGAAGUGUUGAAUCUUUACAAAAAUCUGCUGUACUUGGGAAGGGAAUAUCCCAAAGGGGCAAACUACUUCCGAACUCGACUGAAAGCAGCGUUCUUAAAAAACAAGGACGUGAAGGACUCCGAAAAAAUUAAAGAGCUCAUCGCUCGCGGGGAGUAUGUCAUCAAAGAACUGGAGGCGUUAUACUUUCUGCGGAAGUACAGAGCCCUGAAACAGCGGUACUAUGAGGACGAUAACAAGUGAUUGGACGAUAGCAAGAGAUCCAUAGUCCUCUUGGGGAGUUUGCGCUGGUGUAGGUAAACUGCAAAGGAUUGGUCUACGAUUAAAACAAAAAAGAAUAGCUCAUUGAAA